Molecule: messenger RNA, 2873 nt
Organism: Umbelopsis ramanniana AG
Lineage: Eukaryota; Fungi; Mucoromycota; Umbelopsidomycetes; Umbelopsidales; Umbelopsidaceae
Exons: 11
Coding region: 61-2610 (849 amino acids)
Cellular component (GO): plasma membrane
Molecular function (GO): calcium-activated cation channel activity
Source: RefSeq, a predicted model, not a curated record
GUCUUUUUUCUCUUUCACUCCCAUUGCUAGCUGAAAGGGCAUAAACAUUGAAGGACAACAAUGUCUAACAACAGUGAUGCUGCUCAAGAACAGUUGUCUGCUGAUCCGUCAACUAGCACUUUUGUGUCGUCAUUGGUGUUCAACGCCGUGAUUUCCGUAGUUCUCAUUGGCAGUUUUGGUAUUGCAAGAACCGUCAGUAAACGAAUCUAUGCUCCACGCACGUAUCUUGUACCAGAAAGUAAACGAUCGCCGCCUUUUCCAAAAGGCGUAUUUGGGUGGAUUCCAGCUUUAUUGAGAACCAAAGAUGAAGACAUGAAAAUCCGUAUGGGUCUUGAUCGAUACAUGUUUCUCCGACUGUUGAGAAUGGGCAUUGUGCUGUUCGCUAUCAUCACGUUCUUUUGCAUCCCAAUUCUUAUUCCACUCAAUUACAUCGACGGUUACGGUAACGCUGGUAUCAAUGUUUUGACCAUCGGCAACGUUCGAUACAGUGCUCGAACUUGGGCCCAUAUGUGGCUAGCUGUCGGUGUUAGUGCUCUUACAAUCUACGCCAUCUUCCGAGAAACUCGACGUUACAUCCAACUUCGUCAUGAGUAUCUUCUCGAUCCCGAGCAUGUUAACUCACCAGCAGCCCGCACCAUUCUCGUAUCCGGUAUCCCGCCUGAUUACAAUAAUGUGGAAGCCCUUCGAUCCCUUUUCGACAAGUAUCCUGGUGGAGUCAGACAAAUUUGGCUCAACAGAAAAGUGAACGGACUCCCUGACCAAGUCAACAAGCGUUUCAAAAUGGUGAAAGGGCUGGAAGGAGCACAUUUGAAUGCUACACGAAAGACCAUGAAGCAACAUCAGGCCAGCCCUAACCGUGGCUCUCAAGUUGGACCAGAAGGCGGCCAUGGCGCAAUCCCAGAUCAAUUCCGCCCCACCCACCGUGUCAACCCUCUUCCUGUUCCAAUCCCUAUGCCCUGCAUUGGCCAGAAAGUCGAUUCUAUCACAUACUAUGAAGACCAAAUCAUGCUGCUCAACAAGUCUAUCGAAAAAUCUCAAUCCGAUGUCGAUUCUUACAAACAGGUCAACUCAGCAUUCAUCGAAUUCAAUCAACAAAUCGCUGCUCAUAUGGCUUCACAAACCAUUGCUCAUCAUAAAAUUAUGAAGAUGACGCCUCGUUACAUCGAAAUCGCACCAGAGGAUAUCGAAUGGGCCAACAUGAACAUUGACCCUUGGGUUCGCAUUGGUCGCCAACUCAUUAGUUACUGUGCCAGUGGUGCCAUCAUCGUGUUUUGGGCUAUUCCAGUUGCUUUUGUUUCCAGUAUUUCCAGUUUGUCUUCUUUGGCUACGAUCCUGCCAUUCCUGUCUGGUGUGAACAACUUGCCCCCGGUUGCCGUUGGUGUCAUCCAGGGUAUUUUGCCCGCUAUUGCUUUGUCCAUCUUGAUGGCUCUGCUGCCUGUUGUCUUUGUUAUGCUCGCCAGAUUUGAAGGUAUCCCUCGAAGAACGUCCAUUGAAAUGAGUCUCUUGCAGAAAUACUUCGUGUUCCAAUUUUUCAACGUCGUACUCGUUACAACCAUCGCCAAUGCCGUUUUCCAAGCUUCAGAACUCAUCCAGAACCCUACCAGCAUCGUUAGCACGUUGGCUCAAAAGUUACCUCAAGCUGCAACUUUCUUCAUUACUUAUAUUAUGCUUCAAGCCACCAUCAGUGCUGCCUUGGAGUUGUUGCAAAUCGUGCCAUUGAUCCUUUCUUGGGUGUUUUCCUUCCUUGCUUCCACUCCCCGCUCUAUUUGGGCUCAAAAAGGAGGAUGCAGUACUACUAACCUUGGUACUUUGAUUCCAUCUCAUACUGUCGUUUUUGUACUUGGUCUACUUUACUCCACCAUCGCUCCACUGGUGCUUCCCUUCGUACUCCUCUUCUUCAUCACGCACUAUUUUGUUUAUUUGCAUCAGUUCUUGUAUGUAUAUGAUAGAGAGUUUGAAUCCGGCGGUCAAUACUUCCCUCGUUCCAUGCGUCACAUCUGGACAGGUUUGUUCUUGUUCCAGUUGACCAUGAUUGGUAUUCUAGCCAUUCAACCUGGUGGCGCUGUACCUCAGUUUGUCAUUAUGAUUAUUUGCCUGGUCGUUACUGCCUUCGCUAUGGGACUUUACGACAAAACCUUCAAGCCUAUGUUCAAGUACUUGCCUGUCAGUCUCGCUAACCCAGACGUACCUGUGAACCCUGCGGACAUUAACCCACAUUACGUCGAUGGUCAGCAAAUCAGUGCCAAACAACCACCCGUCAAUAUGUCCCACCAAACACCUGUUGGUGGCUCGGAACAAGUACGCAACUAUCCAGCCGUCAAUGCGAAUGACCUUGAGAAGGCCACGAAGGACACUAAUCUUGGCGACACUGCAGCCUUCCAGAACCGUGAAGCCGACAUCCCGGCCGAUCAGAACACUCAGACAGAAGCGACGACGUACUUGCAUCCAUCGCUCUACAGUCAGCAACCUACCGUGUGGCUGGCUGAAGACGAUAUGGGUAUCACUUUCUUUCUCAUUUACUACGAGCAUGCAAACGAAAGCCACAAAGGAAAAUCAUGUUCGCUAAAGAUAUUGCUUCUUUUUUUCCCUUGUUUCCAAGAGUCAACAUAAUUUAAUGUACACAGUGAUAAAUAACCGAUUGCUUGGUAUACUUUGACUCCAGAAUGAAAAGCAGAGGGCUUCAAUGGGUGGUGCCUUCUUUGAGAGCAGCAAUGACAACGUUGCGGGGCGAGGCAACUUUGUCGAACAGUGGCCACAUGCAAAUCUUUGCAUUCGGCAGGGUAUCCUUCAAAUAGAGCCAACGAUCAACAAGGAUAAUGGAUUCAAUGAUAGGGGAUAAGAGAAUUCGCAAGGUCCAGAGAAUGACCAUUUUG